This is a messenger RNA of Linum trigynum, 1611 nucleotides long. The record is from the annotation of a GenBank genome assembly. Lineage: Eukaryota; Viridiplantae; Streptophyta; Magnoliopsida; Malpighiales; Linaceae.
GCAGUCCCUUUCAUUGGUUACACUUGGCCAUUGUUAGGUGUUGUGUCGUAGCGUGUCAAGUUUUUGGCGCCGUUGCCGGGGACUUUCUAGAUUAUUAGGAAAGGCAGAAGUUUGUUACUUUAGCAUUAUUUUUCCCACCCUUGCUUUUCACUUGGGCGUUUUUGUUUUUGUUGGUGUAUAUCUGAAUCAUGGAUCCUAAUGGCUUCUCCAACCAAUGGGGGUAUCCACCACCAUCUGAGUGAUAUUAUCCUGAGACUUCCUGGAGCAAUCAAGGAGGAGAAGACUAUGGAUUCGGGUUCCAGUAUCAAUCCCCUUACUACAGAGAACAAUCAGUCCCCUAGGCAUAUCAGAACAACCUCCUUAUCAAGAAGAAUUCCUCCCACAACCAGAAGGGCCAUCAGAUCUUGAUUUAGCCACAGCCCUCACGGGCCAUCCGGUAGAGCCAUGCUAUACUCCGCAGCCAGACCAAACUAUCACUUGAGGCUUCUCGUGGAGCAGAUUGCUCGAGUACCUGAGAGAUCCUUUCCCGAGAUGGAUCCUCAUAUCCAGGAAAUUGCCCAAAUUGACUUCUCCUUUCCCCGUGAAACUGAGGAUACCCUUCGGAGCAUAAAGAAGCACAUAGAGGUCAUUGAGAAAGCUUGUUCACAGUUUUCUCAAGACAACCUUUAUGCUGCUAUACAAGUAGAGGAGGAGGAAGAAGAAGGCAAUCAUGAGGAUGUUGAGGAGCAUACAGAAGUUGUCACAGAAAGCUCCAAUGAUAAUCAUGAUCAAGUGUAUCCUCUAGUGGUAGAUCACAACUUUCCCCAUUUCUGCUCUGACAUGCUAGGCCCGAGCAAGGAGAUGCAAGCUGAACUUAUUGAGAACCUUGCAUGGCGACUUUCUCUCCAAUCUAUUAUGGAAGAAGAAGAGAGAGAAAGGGUGAGGAAAGAAGUUGUGGAGGAUGAGGAAGAAAGCAAAGAAGAGGUAGUUCUUGAUCUUUUCCAAGGAGAGAGACCACAUUUUGAAGAAGGAAGGGGGGUUGAAGAAGCAAGUGGUGCCCAGGUUGAGGAUGAAGUUGAGGUAGAAGAGGCUUGCACCGACCAUGAGUUACAUGUGAUAUCUCCACAAAACUUUGAGGAGCUGCUUGGCAAAGACCCAUUUGCAGUGUCUCUUUGCCAGACCAAGGCCACAUCGACAUCGGUCCCUCUUGGUGGACACGAUGGUGGUCAGUCGAUGCUGUCAUAUCUGGUUUGGGGCAAUGAGACGAGUGAGGAAGAAAAGAAGAGGUCUUGUAGGUGGAGACUUCAUAUUAAUCAAGUACACGAGCCUACAUCACUUGUCAUACCACCUACUUGUGACUUGAGACUCCACAUCAUCGACGAGAACCUCAACUUCAAGGAGGUUCUAGCAUGGACCGAAACUUAGGAGCCACUGUCCGGCUCACGACGGUAAAGAAGCGCUUGUGAGGAGGCAACCCCACCAAGGUUUGUUUUCCUUUCGUUUGUUUUCGGUUUGUCCACUUGGAACUAUGGUUUCUAUCACCCAGUGUGUUUUGAUGAAUCUAGCCCUACUGACUGGUCUGAUUUACAGUCCCCCGACAGUCCGUAUUCCCAAUAACAUUGUUUCCCCUUA